UGGUGGGUGACGUCGCGCAGUUGCAACCCCUCUGGCAGCCGGACUCGAAGAAGCGUGCGGCUGUCGUUGUUGUUGUUGUUAUUAUUGUUGUCUGUUAUGUUCGGAUACGGGAGCUCGUUUCGGAUAAACGGAGGACUUUAAUUGCCAAAGCCAUGGCCGGCGUGUUUGACUUCGAUCUGGGGAAUGAAGAACUAAGCGAGCCGGAAGAAGCGCCCGGUACCGAGGAUGAAGAAUUUCCGUUUACCGGGAUUGAACCAGACCUGUCUGGAGACUGUGAGGAGAUCGAAAUUUCCUCUGACAUUGUGAACAGAGGCACGGAGAGGAUCGGACCCGAGUGCUUCGAGCUGCUCCGCGUCCUGGGCAAGGGGGGGUACGGCAAAGUUUUCCAAGUGAGAAAAGUUCAGGGUGCAAAUAGUGGCAAAAUCUUUGCAAUGAAAGUUCUACGAAAGGCGAAGAUCGUUUGCAACGCUAAGGACACGGCUCACACCAAGGCAGAGCGGAACAUCCUGGAGGCCGUGAAGCACCCCUUCAUCGUGGAUCUGAAGUACGCUUUCCAGACAGGAGGGAAACUCUACCUGAUCCUGGAGUGCCUGAUCGGUGGCGAGCUCUUCAUGCAGCUGGAACGAGAAGGGAUCUUCAUGGAAGACACAGCCAGUUUUUACCUGGCUGAGAUCACGCUGGCUCUGGGUCACCUCCAUUCAAACGGGAUCAUCUACAGAGAUCUGAAACCAGAGAACAUCAUGCUAGACCUACAAGGUCAUGUGAAGCUGACGGAUUUCGGGCUGUGCAAGGAGUCUAUUCACGAUGGCACCGUCACUCACACCUUCUGUGGAACCAUUGAAUACAUGGCUCCUGAGAUUCUGACCCGCAGUGGACACAAUCGUGGCGUGGACUGGUGGAGUCUGGGAGCGCUGAUGUACGACAUGCUGACGGGAUCGCCUCCCUUCACCGCGGAGAACAGGAAGAAGGUCAUCGACAAAAUCCUGAAGUGCAAACUGAACCUCCCUCCGUACCUCACCGCCGACGCCAGGGACCUGCUGAAGAAGCUCAUGAAGAAAAGUGCAUCUCAGAGGUUGGGAGCUGGACUUGCAGACUGUGCUGAUGUACAGAAACAUCCGUUCUUCAGACUCACAAACUGGGACGACCUGCUGGCCAGACAAGUGGAACCACCAUACAAACCCUGCCUGCAGUCGGAUGAAGACGUCAGCCAGUUUGACACUCGUUUCACGAGACAGACCCCUGUCGACAGCCCUGACGACUCUGCCCUGAGCCACAGCGCGGACCAGGCCUUCGAGGUGAGCGGCUUUGAGAAAGAGGCUCCAAACCAGGAGCUUCAAAUCCCAGCUCAGCCCCUGACUCACUGUGUGUGGUGA
Molecule: messenger RNA, 1373 nt
Organism: Polyodon spathula (Mississippi paddlefish)
Lineage: Eukaryota; Metazoa; Chordata; Actinopteri; Acipenseriformes; Polyodontidae
Product: ribosomal protein S6 kinase beta-2-like
Exons: 14
Coding region: 153-1373 (406 amino acids)
Biological process (GO): signal transduction; protein phosphorylation
Molecular function (GO): ATP binding; protein serine/threonine kinase activity
Source: RefSeq, a predicted model, not a curated record